Molecule: messenger RNA, 2607 nt
Organism: Chiroxiphia lanceolata (lance-tailed manakin)
Lineage: Eukaryota; Metazoa; Chordata; Aves; Passeriformes; Pipridae
Gene: TSPAN13
Product: tetraspanin 13
Exons: 6
Coding region: 115-726 (203 amino acids)
Cellular component (GO): membrane
Source: RefSeq, a predicted model, not a curated record
ACGGGCGCCGCUCACCUGCUACGGCCGCACCCGCGCGCGCCGGGGGCGGGGCUGCGGCCUCCUAGCGCUGCCGCGGAGCUGCGGGCGCUGAGCGGGGCCGGUGGUGGAGCCGCGAUGGCGUGCGGGGGUUUCGCCUGCUCCAAGAACUGCCUUUGCGCCCUCAACCUGCUCUACACGCUGGUGAGCCUGCUGCUGAUUGGAAUUGCGGCAUGGGGAAUCGGCUUUGGCCUCAUUUCUAGUUUCCGAGUUGUAGGAGUGGUAAUUGCUGUAGGAGUCUUCCUCUUCUUUAUUGCCUUAGUUGGAUUGAUCGGUGCGGUGAAACAUCAUCAAGUAUUGCUGUUCUUUUACAUGAUUAUUCUUCUGCUAGUCUUUAUUGUCCAGUUUUCUGUCUCCUGUGCCUGUUUGGCACUAAACAAGGACCAGCAGAGUGAACUGCUAGAGGUGGGAUGGAAUAACACCAACAGUGCAAGAACAGAUAUUGAGAGAAAUCUGAAUUGUUGUGGAUUUAGAGCUUUUCAUCUGAAUGAAACCUGUGCAGCUGAUUGUUUUAGAGCUCGCCAGUGUAAACCAUGUGCACCGAUAAUAGAGGAAUAUUCUGGAAUGGUGCUGAGAUUUGUUGGAGGCAUAGGACUUUUCUUCAGUUUCACAGAGAUUCUGGGAGUUUGGCUGACUUAUAGAUACAGGAACCAAAAGGAUCCCCGUGCAAACCCUAGUGCAUUUCUUUGAUAAGCUUAUAAAGGACUGAAUCUUCUCUCUGCACCCUCUACUUAAAAAUACUGAUUCUCCAUAGUUUGAUAUUUCUCCAUAAUAGGAAUUCUACAUGUACCCAAAAUAAAAUUUAAUUUCCAUAAGAAAUGUGUAGUUUUCAUAUUUAAUUUCCACUUUUUUCUUCUAAGAAUCUCUAUCUUAAAGUAGAUGGGUGCAUUCAGUAGCUGGGCAGAGUUUAACUGCUGGUUAAGUAACUCUCUUGAGACUUUGUUAAUUGAUACAGUGAACUCUAAACAGUGAGUUUUAUAGCACUACUGGCUUAUCUGGUGUCAAAAAAAACCCAGAAGUAUUUUCUGCUGUAUUCACUGAUUACAAAAAUUCACAUGCAUUCUCAUUAAAAUGAUAAAAAUGUAUGGUGGAUGGUUGGGUAUGAUUUGCCUAGGUUUUAGGAUGAACUCUAGUAAACUUUUUUGUCUCCAUUUUCCUGUUAAGGUAAAAGUAGAAGCUAAAGAUGUUAUUUUCUGUAGUGCACAUACAUGUAUGUUAAUGACUACUGUAGUCUUCACCCUUCCCCUUCCCUGUUUGUUUAGGCUUUCUGUAGCUUUAGAAUUUUGUUGAAAAUAAAAAAUAAUUUUAAUGGAUAUUGUCACUACGAGAACAAUGAAUGAAGAAAACCAGGAGAAUGUAAUCUGCAGCUGAUUAACUUGAAACUUUUUUUUCUUUGACAAGUGAAUGAAGUCUGGUAUUUGCACAAUCAAUGUUGGAAUCAAUGUCUGUCAUCUCUGAUGUAAGAAACUUGAUGUCUGGAAAGUUGUUGUACAGUUACUUUUUUUGGAUGGUGUAAAAUUAUUGUUGUAAUAACUCAGCAGUGUAUAUUUCUCUGUCAUCCAGAUAACAGUCUUGAUUUCAUGAGAGAUUGAAUGAUGUGUAAAAAAGAAAGAACAAACAAACAAAGAUGGUUUCCAGUAGUUUGUUUUCUAAUAACAAAGAAAAGAAUUCAAGUUAGAACAGUAUGUUAUCCAUGUAGUAAGUAUUGUCUGAGGUGAAGGAAAGUAUGGUCCCUCUUCCUGGCUGUACCAGAAGUGUUGCAUCAGCUGGAAACAGCAGACAUCUAAGCACCUGAGUUGCAUAAUGUUCCAUUUGUUUCUAAUCACACUGAACUGCAGAGCUGUGCUCCACUUUCAUUUAGUUGCUGCUUCUGGUGUGGUAGGCAGCUGCUGUAGCCUGAUAGACGGCUCUGCAGGAAGAAGAGGGGAAGACUAUUAUGGACCUCUGCCAAGGAAUACAGCACCUGAGUGGGAUGGAAAGGAAAUCAAUGAAGGUUCUCAUAGUCUCCCUUUACUAGGGGGAUGCCUCCUUAUCCUGCAGAGGAGGCAAAAAUUUUCAGACUUUCCCAGGCUGUGUGCUCCUGAAGAAGGGAUUAUCUCUGAGGUUUUGAAGGGGGAGAGCGGAACCUGAAUGCAGAGGGAUGUCAGGAACUUGCUAGAACUGCUGCUCUUCAGGUGUAGCUGGUUCAAUAUCCGUGGUCAGCGCCACCUCCUGGUGCUGCUCUGAGUUCCUGCUGUGCCUGUCCAGCUGUUAUUUGGCUUGAGCACAUACUUGCACUUUCAGGGUAAGAGCUCUUGUGCUGAAAGACCUUAAGAACCUUUAGACUUACAUUACACUUCAGUAAGUGUAUGCAGCGCUUUCCCACCCCCUGCUGUUACUGUCCUUUUUAAACAAUUAGCUGUUCUCAGUAUAUGUCAAGAGGACAGUGAUGGUCUUGUGGCUGUCUUUAGGAACAGUUCAUUUUCCUGGUCGAGACAGGCUGUGUAUUUUGUACACUGCAGUAAAAAAUUCAAGGAAGAGUCAUAGGGAGAGAGUUAAUGAAAAUUAAAAUAAUACCAUAUUGCUGCUUCA